Molecule: messenger RNA, 1635 nt
Organism: Erigeron canadensis
Lineage: Eukaryota; Viridiplantae; Streptophyta; Magnoliopsida; Asterales; Asteraceae
Product: nucleosome assembly protein 1;4-like
Exons: 11
Coding region: 169-1290 (373 amino acids)
Biological process (GO): nucleosome assembly
Cellular component (GO): chromatin; nucleus
Molecular function (GO): histone binding; chromatin binding
Source: RefSeq, a predicted model, not a curated record
CAUCCCUCUGUUCAUUUGGAGCCCGCCCUAAAACUUGUUUUUAUACUUUCCUAGACGUCACCGUUAUAUACACUUCCAUCCUGCUUAGGGUUUUUCAAUUGACUAGGGUUUCGAAUCUUACACACACACCCACACACCCACACACACUCUCAAAUUAAAACCACUGCUAUGAAGAAAGAGCAGCUCGAUAUGUCCGAUCUCGCUUCCUCCUUACCCGCUGCCGCCGCCGCUCUCAGCGCCGAGGAUCGUGCGGGCCUGGUUAACGCCCUUAAGGAUAAACUUCAAAAUCUGGCUGGACAGCACUCUGAUGUGCUUGAGAGCUUGACUCCAACUGUUAGGAAGAGAGUUGAGGUUUUAAGACACAUUCAGAGUGAACAUGAUGAGAUAGAGGCGAAGUUUUUUGAAGAGAGAGCAGCACUGGAAUUAAAAUACCAGAAACUGUAUGAGCCAUUGUAUUCAAAGAGGUAUGAUAUAGUGAACGGUGUUGUUGAAGUUGAUGAAGUAAAGGAUGAAGCUGCAGCUGACCAGACAGAUGGCAAAGAUGAAAAGGGCGUGCCUGAUUUUUGGCUAACUGCAAUGAAGACCCAUGAAAUAUUGGCAGAGGAGAUAUCGGAACGAGAUGAAGAUGCUCUAAAGUAUCUGAAGGAUAUUAAGUGGUGCCGGAUUAACGAUCCCAAGGGUUUUAAGCUGGAGUUCUUUUUUGAUACCAAUCCUUAUUUUACAAACUCAGUUUUAACCAAAGUAUAUCAUAUGAUCGACGAUGAUGAGCCUAUUUUAGAGAAGGCAAUAGGGACAACCAUUGAAUGGUUACCAGGAAAAUGCUUGACACAGAAGAUAUUAAAAAAGAAACCAAAGAAGGGAUCAAAGAAUGCUAAACCAAUCACAAAGACUGAAGAGUGUGAAAGUUUCUUUAACUUCUUUAGCCCACCACAAGUGCCUGAGGAUGAAGAUGAUAUUGAUGAGGAGAUGGCCGAAGAACUUCAGAAUCAAAUGGAGCAAGACUAUGACAUUGGUUCAACUAUACGGGACAAAAUUAUUCCACAUGCUGUUUCGUGGUUCACGGGCGAGGCUGUCCAGGAGGACGAGUUUGAAGGCAUAGAAGACGACGAUGAUGAUAACGACGAAGACGACGACGAUGAAGAACUUGAUGACGAUGAAGACGAAGAAGAUGACGAGGAUGAUGAAGAUGAAGAGGAGAGCAGGAGCAAGACGAAAGCAAAGAAGGGCAGCAAUCCACCAGCUGGUGCUACAGCAGAGGGUGAGCGACCUCCUGAGUGCAAGCAACAAUAGUCUUGAAGGCUGCUAAUGGGGUGCGUACCACCACUGAGUUUCCCCUCAAAUGGGGCUAAUGACCAACAUUGGGCAGGUGCCAAUGGCGUGUUUGAGGAUUUGGAAGUUGUGGUUGGAGAAUUUUGGCCAAUUGUUUUGGAUUUUUAUCUGCAUUUUAUUUUAUUUUUUAUUUGUGCAUUGGAGUUCUAUUAUCUGUUAAAAUGUCAAGUUUUAAUUUUUAGGUUACCAUCUUGACUUGUCAAACGGAGCAUAAUAUGUAUGUUUUGUCCCAUCUUUUCUUGGUUUGUAAGCAUGUUUCAGAAACUGGUUGACCAUUUUUGUUAUAAUUAUAUCGGAUCUCUUGCA